AUGGGUGGAGAGGAUUUCUUGCAGAGCUUCAUAAACCACGAGAAGAAAGGAGUGCCUGCUGGAGCUGGUAAAGAUGAUAAGGGAGGGUUUGAUAUGGGCCGUAUGCACCGCCUUCUACACGCCAUUGGGGAUCCACACCACGAAUUGAAAGUGGUGCACGUGGCCGGCACAAAGGGAAAGGGCUCCACAACUGCGAUGCUGGCGUCUGUUUUGCAGGCAGCGCAGUACAGUGUGGGCACAUACACCAGUCCUCAUGUGACCACCCUACGGGAGCGCAUCUCCAUCGAUGGCAAGGCCAUCUCAGAGGCGUCCUUUGAUGGGCUCAUCAGCAAAUUGGAGGCUGGUCUGGUCAGAGCACGGGAUGAGGAAGGGUCUGCUCUGUCACACUUUGAGGUCAUGACAGCCCUCGCCUUCAAGUAUUUUCAAAAUCAGCAGGUUGACAUUGCCAUAGUAGAGGCUGGCCUUGGAGGGGCACGUGACGCAACAAAUGUCUUCUCAUCUGACACUCUGAAGCUGGCCAUUAUCACUGCCAUUGGCCUUGAACACCAGAAAGCUCUGGGGGACAGCAUUCAGGAGAUAGCAUCCGCCAAAGCAGGCAUCAUGAAGCAGGGGCGGCCAGUAGUCAUUGCGCGGCAGCCAGAAGCAGAAGCGCUCCAGGAGCUCCAGAGAGCUGCAGCAGAGAAGGAGUGUGAGAUUGUGCAGGCGUCAGAUGUGGUGAACCUCGUGUUCAAGGGUCUUGAUGAUGUGGAGGGGCAGAGGCGACAGAGGGCUUCGAUGAGCUUUUCUGCAGAAAUAUCCGGAGAAUUGACAGAUGCACAGGUAGACUUGCAGCUCAUGGGGUCCCAUCAGCUAGACAAUGCAGCAACAGCAGUGGCGGCUGCUCGCUGCUUACAGCAAGAUGGCUUUCCGGACAUAAGCGCUGAUUCCAUAGUGAAGGGAUUGUCCGCAGCAACCCUGCCUGGGCGCUUCCAGGUGGUGCGGCUCCCAAGCACUUCAGAGCAGGAGCCUCCAUGGCUUGUCCUAGAUGGUGCACACACCCCUGCAUCCGCUGGGGCGCUGGUGAAGACCCUGGCUCAGGUCUUCCCUGAUCAGCCGCUGGCAUUUGUGGUCGGCAUGGCAGAUGACAAGGACCACAGGGGCUUCUUGGCCCAACUGAGGGAAGCAGGCCCCAAAGCUGUCGUCUUCACUUCAGUCCCAAUAGCGGGCGCACAGCAACGGAGUGCCGCUCCUGGAAUGUUGGCGGCAAACUGGCAAGCAGUGGGCAUGCAGCUUAGACGGCCUCAGCGGUGCAGAGAACUGAUUAAGGCAUCUCUGGCGUCUGCUGUGGAGGCAGCGAGGAGGGAGCUGAUGGCGACAAGGCAGCAAGGAGCUGGUGUUGUGUGUGUCUGUGGUUCACUGCAUGCAGUUUCUGAGGCAUUGUGUACACUUCCCUUUGAAGGAUGAAAAGCGUGCUGGCUACCAACCUUGUAAAGAGCAAGCUCUGAAGACC
This is a messenger RNA of Coccomyxa subellipsoidea C-169, 1489 nucleotides long. Its product is annotated as FolC bifunctional protein. NCBI's taxonomy places the organism in Eukaryota, Viridiplantae, Chlorophyta, Trebouxiophyceae, Coccomyxaceae. Gene Ontology annotation, cellular component: cytoplasm; cytosol; mitochondrion. The transcript is spliced from 10 exons. The record is from RefSeq and is a predicted model, not a curated record. Gene Ontology annotation, molecular function: tetrahydrofolylpolyglutamate synthase activity; ATP binding. The coding region runs from base 1 to 1443 and encodes 480 amino acids. Gene Ontology annotation, biological process: tetrahydrofolylpolyglutamate biosynthetic process.